Messenger RNA from Ceratina calcarata, 1668 nucleotides. Its product is annotated as two pore potassium channel protein sup-9. NCBI's taxonomy places the organism in Eukaryota, Metazoa, Arthropoda, Insecta, Hymenoptera, Apidae. Gene Ontology annotation, biological process: stabilization of membrane potential; potassium ion transmembrane transport. Gene Ontology annotation, molecular function: outward rectifier potassium channel activity; potassium ion leak channel activity. Gene Ontology annotation, cellular component: plasma membrane. The transcript has a single exon. The coding region runs from base 491 to 1513 and encodes 340 amino acids. The record is from RefSeq and is a predicted model, not a curated record.
AUAGUACAAUAUUAUUGCUUCACACAUAUACAUACCAACAGUUCAAUUUUAUAUAAAUUUAACUUAUUCAAAAGUUUAUUCGAUGCCAGUUCUCUGAACUUGCAAUAAAAGAGCAUUAAUAUGCAAGAAAUAUACAAGAAGAGUUUAAUAGAUGGAAUAAGAGUCACACACAUGACAUAUCGAGUAAAAGUUACAGUUUAGCUAAUCCAAGUGCUAACUUUGCUCUGCAAUCUGUUAUCUCUUUAUUGAAGAAAAUUCGAAAUAUCUCCAAAUGCGUGGGUGCUUGUAUACGCACAUACGUAGAAACUACAGGGUAUGCUGAGAAGAGAAUGAACUGAGAGGAGAAAAAGAGAAGGAGAAAGCGUAACGCGAAGCGGUGAGUUCGUACAGAAAUAGAAAAGCGGCAUGAAAAUUCAUUUAGUGCUGGUCAACGUGCAGCUUCCCAGUCACAAGUAUUGUUCCCUGUUUUAAAUCCUGUGUGGAAAUAAGAAUGACACGUGUUCCGAUGAGAUCUUCCUUGAGGAGCCGCGAUUCCAAUUCAACGUUAACCGACACGGAUCUGAGGGAACGCAUAAAAGACUAUUGCCGAAAAUUUAUCGCCUUUAUGUGCACUCAGGUCGGUGUAGGCGGACUCGUGGUCGGUUACGCAAUAAUAGGCGCUUUCGGCUUUAUGAUGAUCGAGACUCAAAGUCAAAUUAUGCCAACGACGAUUUGCGUUCGGGAGUUGAUCAGAAAGCAGUGUGCCGAGGAGCUGUGGUAUAAUACCGCAAGUAAUCGGAAUAUAAAUGUAUUCGAUAGAACAUCGUUUCACGCAGUGUCGAACCGAAUCCUCCAGCGUUACCAGGACAAUUUUACGGCCAAUUACAAAAAGGAAAACUGUAGCGGUCUAACACCGACCGACGUCUGGUCUUUUCCGGCAGCAAUGAUGUUCUGCCUCUCGGUAUUCACGAUGAUCGGUUACGGGACUUUGGUACCUCAAACUGCUUGGGGAAAGGCAGUCACAGUUCUGUAUGCUGUAUUGGGAAUUCCGCUUUACGUACUGUAUUUCCUGAAUAUGGGAAAGGUGUUGGCGCAAACUUUUCGUUCAUUGUACACGUGGUUGCAUGAGUGUACCGGUAAACGAAAACCUGGCCAGAGAAUCACAGUGCCGUCGACAGCUUGCCUCUGGGUGAUCUUUGGAUAUGUGCUAGGCGGUUCGAUAAUGUUCGCUGAGUGGGAAGGAUGGGACUAUUUAGACAGUGCCUACUUCUGCGUGACAUCUUUAUGCAAAAUUGGAAUGGGUGAUCUUGUUCCCGGAUGGACGCACAAUGAUUUAAAUGCCGAGAGUCAAACCAAACUGAUAAUCAAUUUUAUUUAUUUAUUACUCGGUAUGGGACUUAUCGCUAUGUGUUACGAUCUAAUGAAAGAAGACGUUUACGUGAAAGUUAGGGAAAUGAAAAACCAGUUUCUUGAGGUCAUUGACACCGCUCAUUAUCAAAUAGAGAUAUGUUGCAGAUCGGAAUCAGUAAAUUAAUUUUAUAAACACUUGAUGAGAGAACAUCGAAAACAAAUUUUCAAAUUAAAGAUUAAUGAUAAAAAGGAGCAAAAAAUGUGAUUGUUUAAUCCAAUUUAUUCUACCUUAUAUAUAUUAUACUUAACAUUAUUUAUAUUAAAAGAAACUAGCCAUCA